AUGCACAUAGCUUGGACACUUCUCAUACUGAUUGAGGAGGGCUUUGCACUAGCACAGAAAACCAAGGGGUCGUCUCAGCUUGCAAGUCAGACUUCCCAGAAUGCUCGCCAAUGUGGCACCUGGAUCAAGAACCCUGAUGGAGGCAUGUUCAGCUCUCCAAACUACCCUAACACAUAUCCUCCCAACAAGGAGUGCAUGUACAUACUGGAAGCCCUACCACGUCAGAGGAUUGAGCUAAAGUUUGAUGACACCUUCUUCAUGGAGUCAUCCUUUGAGUGCCGCUUUGACCACAUUGAGGUGAGAGACGGCCCCUUCAGCUUCUCGCCACUCAUCAACCGGUUCUGUGGUUCCUCCAGCCCUGGUCGGGUCCUGUCCACCGGACGCUUCAUGUGGAUCCGCUUCUUCAGUGAUGACGAGUUGGAGGGCCAGGGUUUUCGGGUCCAGUACAACUACAUCAUUGACCCAGAGUUCCAUCUCCAUGUUGGAGGGAUUUUAAAUCCCAUCCCAGACUGCCAGUUUGAGCUUGGGGGUGCCGAUGGGCUGAUCCGCUCCAGUCAGGUGGAGGAGGAGAACAAGGUGAAACCUGACCAGGCGGUGGACUGCAUCUGGACCAUCCGAGCUCCGCCCAACUACAAGAUUUACCUGCGCUUCCUAGAAUACCAGAUGGAGAACUCUAACGAGUGUAAGAAGAACUUUGUGGCUGUUUAUGAUGGAAGCAGUGCCAUCGAAGACCUGAAGGCCAAGUUCUGCAGCACAGUAGCCAAUGAUAUCAUGCUGGACAAUGGUGUGGGUGUGGUCAGGAUGUGGGCGGACGAGAACAGCAGACUUAGCCGCUUCCGCAUGCUCUUCACCUCGUUCUCGGACCCUCCAUGUUCAAGCAACACUUUUUUCUGCCAUAGCAACAUGUGCAUCAACAACUCUCUGGUGUGUAAUGGUGUGCAGAACUGUGUAUUUCCCUGGGAUGAGGGCAACUGCAAAGAAAAGAAACCCAAAGGUCUGUUCCACCAGAUCACUAAGACCCACGGGACAGUGAUUGCUGUGUCUACAGGAGUAGUCCUGCUGUUGCUCAUCUUCUCCAUCAUGGUGCAGGUCAAGCAGCCACGCAAGAAGGUGUUGGUGAAGAAGAGCACCCCGUUCAACCGACUUGAGUACCAGGAAGUGUUUGACCCUCCUAACUACGAGCUCUUUUCCCUCAGAGACAAGGAGCUGCCUGAGGACAUGGGGGAGCUGCCUGAGGAGCUCCUGUCGCUACAAGCUCUGAGACGCUCCUCCACAACAUCACGUUGCGUCCACGAGCACCACUGCGGCUCGCAGGGCUCCCUCAGUCGUGGGGCGCCUCCCCUGGUGACCGGAUCCAUGGAGCUAACGCCCUUCCGGGGAGACUUCCAGAGCUCCUUACCCCCUCUGGGGAGCGUGACCAGGAACAGCAGCCUGCGGAAGAAGUCCUGGCCCAGCAUGAAGCCUUGCCAUCAAAAGGGGACCCGUAGGCUGGCGGAGCUGGGCCAUCGUGGACAGGAUCGAGUGAUGGAGGAGGAGGAGAUGGAGGUGGAGGAAGAGGGCGGGAGAGGUGAUUUGUACGUCCGUAGAGGUGGGAGUGGAAGAGGGAAAUAUGAAACGGUUCAGCACAGAUCUUUGUCCAUGGACUUCUAGUGGGAUGAAGCAAAACCAUCUUGUUAGAGUGUUCCUCCUGGUCAGAACAUGCAGUAUGCAGUUUUAACUAAUUUGUGAAAAGACAGGGGUCUGCUCUUC
Messenger RNA from Hypomesus transpacificus, 1749 nucleotides. RefSeq names its product neuropilin (NRP) and tolloid (TLL)-like 2b (gene neto2b). The transcript has 12 exons. The record is from RefSeq and is a predicted model, not a curated record. Gene Ontology annotation, molecular function: protein binding. Lineage: Eukaryota; Metazoa; Chordata; Actinopteri; Osmeriformes; Osmeridae. The coding region runs from base 1 to 1650 and encodes 549 amino acids.